Messenger RNA from Iphiclides podalirius (scarce swallowtail), 282 nucleotides. NCBI's taxonomy places the organism in Eukaryota, Metazoa, Arthropoda, Insecta, Lepidoptera, Papilionidae. The record is from the annotation of a GenBank genome assembly.
AUGUGGUGGUACGGAAAGACGGUCGCCGUCGCGGUCUCCCUGUUGUGGAUGACGCGCUGUGAGGCCCUGAGCACUUUCGGGGUGUCAAACACCAAGCCGCCGGCCCCAGCGACCCCCAGACCUCCGCCUGAUACACCCGUACAGUUAUCGUUUGAACGUUUUAAGUAUUCCAAUGCGGCAAAGGUCAAUAAUCAUUCUGCUCCUAGCUGCAUCAUUGACUGGAUAUUGCGAUGGAACUUUCAGACCCAUUUUCGGAGUAAUAAGACCAGACACAACGGUCCA